AUGUCGUUCGGAACCAUCAAACUGAACGACGGAAACGAGCUUCCUGCUAUCGCAUUCGGCACCGGCAGCGUCUGGAAGGACAAGGAGGUCACAGAAUUCGUGGAACAGGCCAUAGAAUCUGGGUACUCUCAUAUUGAUACUGCUGCAGUCUACCAUACGGAGAAGGACGUCGGCAACGCAAUUAAAGAAAGCGGGCUCGAUCGGCAAAGCCUCUAUAUUACUUCCAAGUACGACGGAGGAGAUAUUCCAUCCGCCAUUCGAGAUAGUUUAGACAACCUUGGGUUGAAGCAGUUGGACUUGUAUCUCAUCCACACUCCCUUUUUUGUCCCAAACCAGGACUUCGAGAGCGCGUGGAAGGAAUUCGAGAAAAUUAAAGAGGAUGGUCUGGCCAGGAGUAUCGGUGUGAGCAAUUUCACUGUAGAAAACUUGCAGAAGAUAGUCAAGACCGCCAAGAUUCUUCCAGCAGUCAACCAGAUACAAUUCCACCCCUACAACCUUCCGCAGUACAAAGAAACCCUCGAAUAUUGCGCAAAGCACGGGAUAGUAAUUGAGGCUUAUAGUAGUCUUGCACCGAUAACUCGAUUUCCCGGAGGACCAGUCGACGCCCCGGUCGCCAAGGCUGCUCAGCGGUUAGGCGCCACCCCGACACAGGUGCUCCUCGCCUGGGUACGCGCAAAGGGGGCAGUCAUUGUCACGACUAGUUCCAAGAAAGAACAUCUUGAAGAGUAUCUCGCCGUUGCAGACCUAGGUGAUUAUUUUCCUUCUCAAAAGCCGAUCACAAGAACUAAGCCCCGACGCGAGUAG
This is a messenger RNA of Pleurotus ostreatus (oyster mushroom), 804 nucleotides long. RefSeq lists its product as uncharacterized. The transcript has 8 exons. The record is from RefSeq and is a predicted model, not a curated record. Gene Ontology annotation, molecular function: oxidoreductase activity, acting on NAD(P)H as acceptor. NCBI's taxonomy places the organism in Eukaryota, Fungi, Basidiomycota, Agaricomycetes, Agaricales, Pleurotaceae. The coding region runs from base 1 to 804 and encodes 267 amino acids.